AUGCAAGAGGAUGUACCGGUCCACCAUGAACAUUGCACGGGGUUCGUUUGCGUUGAAACAGAUUACCACAGCAUCACGGCUCCAGCAAAAGAUGUCAACUUCUUCACCCUGCUUUCCAGUAUCUCUGACGUCAUCGGGAACCGCGUUGAGGCCAACUAUGCUGCUGCCAAUGUCUUUCUCGAUUCCUUUGCCGCUUUGCGUCGUGCUCGCGGCCAAGCAGUGUGCUCCGUCGAUUUAGACGUAAUAGAAGAUUUUGGCAGUAUUGCAGAAGUUGAGAAUCUGCAAAACGUGUUCGAUACUCGGGUCUUCAGAGUCAUCAACCGCGGCUUGUCAGCUAAGAUCCUUUAG
This is a messenger RNA of Bipolaris victoriae FI3, 348 nucleotides long. RefSeq lists its product as hypothetical. NCBI's taxonomy places the organism in Eukaryota, Fungi, Ascomycota, Dothideomycetes, Pleosporales, Pleosporaceae. The coding region runs from base 1 to 348 and encodes 115 amino acids. The record is from RefSeq and is a predicted model, not a curated record. Gene Ontology annotation, biological process: fatty acid biosynthetic process; secondary metabolite biosynthetic process. Gene Ontology annotation, molecular function: fatty acid synthase activity. The transcript has a single exon.